AUGCCCUCUGCCACACCCGUGAUCCCAUCCCAACAAACCGCUAUCGUCGCUGAAGGCGCCGGCCAACUGAGCAUCUAUCACGAUGCCCCAGUUCCCGCCCUCCAGCCCGAUGUGGCUCUCGUCAAAACCGCCGCCGUGGCCAUCAAUCCAGUCGAUGCGAAGAUGCUCGACUACAGCCCUGUCCCGGGGGCCAUCCACGGGUAUGACUUCGCGGGCACCAUCGUCGCCCUGGGGAGUGACACCCCGCCGCAUCUGAAGGUCGGCGACCGGGUCGCAGGCUUCGUGCAUGGCAUGAACCCCCUCCUGCCUGACGUGGGCGCAUUCGCCGAAUACGUUGCCGCCUCUGCCGACCUGGUCCUCAAGCUCCCAGACACGAUGAGUUUCGAGGAGGGCGCCUCGCUGGGGCUAGGGCUGUUCACCGCGGGUCUGGGUCUCUUCCAACAUCUCCAGAUCCCACUUUCUCUCACUCGUGAGCCGAGCCCGGAGGCUAGCUCACCUACAAAGGCAGACUUUGUCCUCGUUGCGGGUGGCAGUACUGCCACGGGAACCCGAGCACUGCAACUGCUGAAACUAGCCGGCCUCCGCCCAGUAGCCACCUGCUCCCCCGCCCACUUCGACCUGGCCCGCCGCUUCGGCGCCGAAGCCGUCUUCGACUACCACGAUCCUGACUGCGCCGCCGCCAUCCGCGCCUACACGAAGAACACCCUCGCCUACGCGCUCGACUGCCUCGCCCUGGCGGAAACCACCCAGCUCUGCUACGGUGCUCUUGGCCGCGCGGGCGGGCGCUACGUCACCCUCGAGCCCUUCCGGGAGGCGAUCGCCGCCCAACGCCCGCACACCGUCACCCCGUCCUGGUUGCUGGCGCUGACGAUCUUCGGGCGCAAAGUUGCGUUGGAUGGGGAGUAUGGGCGAGAGGCAAAUCCGGAGGACCGGGAGUUUGGGGCGCGGUUGACGGAGCAGGUGCAGGGGCUGUUGGAUGAGGGGAAGGUGGAUGUGCAUCCGGUUAGGGUUAUGGGUGGGGGGUGGCAGGGAGUGUUGGAGGGAGUGGAUUUGGUGAGGCGGCAGACGGUUUCGGGGCACAAGUUGGUUUACGCAGUUUAA
This is a messenger RNA of Aspergillus niger, 1101 nucleotides long. RefSeq lists its product as uncharacterized. Lineage: Eukaryota; Fungi; Ascomycota; Eurotiomycetes; Eurotiales; Aspergillaceae. The coding region runs from base 1 to 1101 and encodes 366 amino acids. Gene Ontology annotation, molecular function: oxidoreductase activity, acting on NAD(P)H. The transcript has 2 exons. The record is from RefSeq and is a predicted model, not a curated record.